UCAGUUUGAAUCAAGAUGCGUGUCGUACAAUGUUUUCCCAUCAUAAUGUGGAUUUCCAGUUUAAUUGUUGCAGAGCGCAAUAUGUCGAGAAUUGAUUUAUCCAAUUGCAAACUGUCUCAACUUGGGACCGAAUACAGAGGUUUCAUUUCGACAACUGCUGGUGGCUUUCGCUGCCAAUUGUGGACUGCUCGACAAUCACAUAAUAUUGACAUAAAUGACGGGAAUUUCCCAGAAAAAUCAAUGAAACUGGCCAAAAAUUAUUGCAGAAAUCCCACUAAAGAUGUAAGAGGUCCUUGGUGCUAUACGUUAGAAUCUACGGUUAUCGAUGACGAAUGCGACAUUCCAUUAUGUAAUUACGGAGAUUGCGUAAUAACGGGACCAGGAGCCGAAUACGGUGGCAAUCGUAGUUUUAGCGCUUCAAAGCGAAAGUGUAAAUCUUGGAAUAAGAGAUACAAAUUCGACAACACAAAAACCGUCAAAUUCCGCGAUAAACAUUUUCCGGACGGGUCACGGAUACAAGCGAGUAAUUUCUGUAGAAAUCCAAAUGACGAUUCCGGUGGCCCGUGGUGUUACGUCGAAGAAAAGAGUUACGAGCGAGUGGAGAAGGAAUAUUGCGACGUUUCAUUUUGCGACGAUAAAGACUGUUUACUUUAUUCACAAAAUACGUCAGCGUAUGUUACGUUAACGGGAUUAAGCGGCACAAAUGGGAACAUAUCUUUUUGGAUUAAACUCUGGAAUCCUCUGGACGAACAAAAUGCGGAAGUGAGAAUUUUAUUAAGUUUGCUUCCAAUUCCGUCUUCCGCUAAAAUGAUCGCUCAAGAUUGGAAAGCUGGAGUGGAAUUUUUGAUUUCGAACAACGUCAGCGGUAUGACGUAUCCGAUUGUUCAUAAUGAACUUUUUGAAGAUACGCCUGGAAUAUUGCUCAGUUCUAAAUGGACUGGGUUUUGGAUCACGUGGAUUAACGGUUUCAUAUCUCUUGGGAUUCACGGUGUGUCCAAGCCGUUAAUUAUGGAAAAAUAUAAAACGCAAGAUGGCAUUUCGAGUCUUUAUCCCGACAGCUUUUUCUACUACGGCAUCACGGGAACCGGUGUUUUAUGGAGCACAGAACUGUGUCAAAAAUAUUGUGAGAGUCACAUAAGUUUUGGAAACGAGAUUUUGCACAUUUGGCCGAUGCAAACCGUUAACAAUACGCAAGACGUUCGAUUUUACGUUCGAGCUAGUCGCAAUGUAAUAAUGCGAUUCCAUCAAAAUCCCGGAACGUUAUUUCCUUGUUUCACAUUAGAAAUUGCACGCGAUGAUAUCACAUCUUUGCUGUACGAAGAGACUGAAAAAUCGGUGAAACAAUAUUUGAAAGAAGUCACGACUAAGAGAAUGCUCGAUUAUUGGAAUUGGAAAGAGUUCACGAUCAGCAUCUUUGGCACGCACUUGCGUUUGUUCUCGCAACGUGAAUACGGGAGCGAAGAGAUCUUACACGCAAAUCACGAUCGACUGAUUACCGCGCGUUGGUUUAGCGUUGGAAGCGAUCAAACAAUAGCACACUGGACAUUUUUUUGUCCACCCGAUGAAGCAAAUGUGAUAGAGGAUCCCCAACCACCAAACUGUAUUCAUAGUACUGCAGAAUAUCAAUAUCAAGGAACUCAGUGGACGAGUGCGGGAGAACUUCCGUGUGUGCCGUGGAUAGCAGAAGAGAUACCGCAAGAUGAGAAGAUAGUCGACAAUUUUGUCGAUAAAUCUAUAAUUGAAGCUUUAAAUCGAUGUAGAAAUCCAAGUCAUGAUCCUAACGGUCCUUAUUGCUACGCGACUGCCGAUCCGCACGUCACCAGCGUUGCAAAACAAUCUUGUCCUGUGCGAAUUUGCAGAUCGUCAGAAUGCCGAAUGGCAGGGACAGCUAACGACUACAUCGGCACCUUGUCGGUCACUCGUUCGGGUCGGACCUGCAGAAAAUGGCUGAGUGACGGUCUAAAGAAAAUGCAAGAGCGAAAUACGUCGGAAUCGGAAAUAAAAUUCUCCUCUAGACUUCCCAAACGGAUGACUCGCGUCGUCCAGUCUCGCUGGAAAAGUUCUUCGACGGAACGCGAUAUUUUAUUCGAAUCGUUUUCGAAUUUGCCAUCGCCGUCAAGAUCCAUUCGCAAACUUAUCGGUAGCAACAUCGUUGAUCCGGCGUAUCUGAAUUCCAGUCUUUAUCCCGAACGCAGUGUGCAAAAUGCCAGCAAUUAUUGCAGAAAUCCCUCGCGCAAUAUCGCCGGUACGUGGUGCUACACGACGGAUCCGCAGGUGCCGCAGGAUCUUUGCGACGUAAGGGAUUGCGAGAGGCCAGAGGAAUGUACAUUUUUCGUAAAGGGAUACGGUAUCGGACGACGUUUGUACGUUUUACCGGAAUAUCGUUCGGAGGGUUUGCAUUUUUCAUUGAAAGCAUGGGAACCGGAUCAGCCGGACUCUAUAACGUUCGUGUUCACCGCCGAUGACGGAUUCAGAUCUCGAUACAUUCUUAAACUCGGAGCGUUAGACAACGAGAAAGUACUUCUCUAUUAUCAAUCGGAAACGAAUGACAUAAUUUUAGUAAAGAAAAAAACACUGCCGCAUUUGUUGUACCUCGGCAAAUGGAGCAGUUUUGUAAUUCGCUUGCCGCGAGGCCGCGUUCUCGUUUAUUACGAAGGAGCGUCAAAUCCGUUGUUCGAAUGGGAACAUCCCGAACCGGCCAAAGCCUUCUUGCCGGUUUACUAUUAUUACAACAGCGAAAAAGGACACGCGAUAGGAGUGGCUUUCGAUUGCGCUUCAAGAUGUCAUAUAGAGAACACGCAAACCGAUCGCUACACCAGAAUAUUGCCGUUGUCUACGUGGUCGAAACAAGAAACAGUCAAACCCGACAAAUUAACGCUGAUGAUACGCGCCAAGGGUGUUGUUCUAAUACCGUUACUUCUGCUGCCCGCAACCCCGGGGUUUUACGUACUCACACUCGGCGAGCGCGGUCAGUGGAUCUAUUUUCUGAAAAACACGUAUCCCAACGUAAAAGUUUAUCACAAACAAAAAGCACGCAAGCCCAUAUUCUUCACCGAGUCCUGGACGAAUAUCACCAUAAGAUGGUCCGAAAAUACAAUUCAAUUAUUCUGCAAUGAAACAAACGUGUUCUAUUACGUGCAUCGACAACCGCUCGUUUUUUAUUUCUUUUCGCUCGCCGUGGACCCCGGAAGCUGGGCAACCUGGAGCGCUAAUUGCGUGCCAUCAGACAUAGACGGUCCCCCUUUGGACGGCGGAUGGUCAGAAUGGGGUCCUUGGACAUGCAGCGCCAGUUGCAACGGUGGUGUAGGAACCAGGAAACGACAAUGCAAUUCACCGGAACCUAACGUGAGGGGUGAACCUUGUACAGGACCCGGUAGCGUGACGGGUCGUUGCAACACGAUUCCUUGUGGUGAUAUAACCAGUGAUACUAUAACUUUAAUUAAAAGAGAAAUUGGACAAAAUUACACUGCUCUUACUGUAAACGAGCACGAGUCGAUAUCGCUCUUUUCAAAUCUGAAUAUUGUGAAUUCCAUCAAAGCUGAGUCGCCUGAGUUGGAGAUACAAUGGUCUCAUAAUGGAAUAUUUCUUCAGGAAGAACAGCUCAGAUUAGAGAUAAGAGAUUAUAAAAUCAUAAUAAGUAGAGCAAUAUUAAACGACUCGGGUGUGUACACACUUACUGUGCAUCGAACAGACGGAACGUAUAUGAUAAUUGGAGUGCUGACAUUGGCGGUAAUUCCAGCGACGGAAAAUGUUGUAAUUCGCGAAACUCUUUCCAUGCACGUAAUAUGCCAUUGCGCCAUACUCGGCUACGUAUAUUCGGAUCUGAAAAUUUACUGGACGAUCGACAGCAAGCUGUGGAAAGAUUAUAGCUUUACUUUACCCAUAGCCGCAAAUGUCGAUCACGUUCCAGCUGUAAAUAAAUCUCACGCUGGCGUGUGGAAAUGCAUCGUUGAACAAACUGAUCUGAAUUUUAAAUGGACAACGAAUAUAAUAUCUGUCAAAGGUAAAUCCAAGAGAGAAAGAGCGCGCGCGCGAGAGAGAGAGAGAGAGAGGGAGGGAGGAGAGUGCAAAAGUUUUAUUUAUCGCAGCGGAAACCGUAUGAGAUUCUCUAAUUCUACCCGAAGUAAUGAUAUCUCGGGAGCCAUAUAGGUUGGUCUGCCAUCAGCUACUGUAAUUGGCCCAUUACUUGCUACCGUAUGGAAUGCAAUCCAAUUAGAAAGACAGAGAACAUACCCGGAGGCACUUCGUCACGUUACUCACUCUUCUAUAUCCUUCCCUGUGUUGCUGCUGCACAUAUCCUGCACUCGUUCUGCGACUCCUUCUUUCUCGUCUUCUCCCUCUUCUCCGCCGCUGCUCUCUCCGCAUAUGUCGUUUUGCUUUGAUUUUCGCUUUCCGCCUUACACUGUCUUCGUUCUUUUUUCUUCUCCCAUUUUUGUUCUUCUUCUUUCAUAAAAAAAUCGUUCUGAAUUUCGUUUUUCUGUCGAUCUUGUAAAAUUGAUUUGGCAAGACAGUGCGCCGAAAAAAAAAAAAUUGAUGGCGCAAUGAUGAUUAAUAAUCACAUGGUAACUGUAUGUAAUUAAAGUAAAAAGAAAGUGAAUUUGGUAUAACAAUCUAAAAAUUAAAAAAUAUGUGU
Molecule: messenger RNA, 4633 nt
Organism: Pseudomyrmex gracilis
Lineage: Eukaryota; Metazoa; Arthropoda; Insecta; Hymenoptera; Formicidae
Exons: 24
Coding region: 16-4149 (1377 amino acids)
Source: RefSeq, a predicted model, not a curated record